GUUCCGUUGUUUGAGCUGCUUGGGGAAAAAUACACGAGAAAACAGGAGAGAGAGAGAGAAAAAGAGGUGGAGGUAGAGUGAAUUGGAGAUUAGACAAGAAGUGGUGCUGAAAAUUGUCCGUAUUAAACGGGAGCCCCCUGAUGUAGAGUUUGACCACAUGGAACCAGGGAAGGAAGAAUCAGAGGACUUCAAACCAAACAUCUCUGAGCUGGAGCCUGUACGCCUGCGGGAGUGUAGCGUGGUGCUGGAGAGAAUCUGUGUGAGAGAGCAAGGCGCUGGAGAGGAAGGCUUUCCCAACAGCUUGCAAGGAGUUGGAACGGAAGACAGGCGCUCACAUUCAGAAUGCAAUCUAACAGGUUCCAGUCCAGCAGCUGAAGUGAGGGCGGGCGGUGGAGAAUAUCCUGACUGUGGGAAAGGUUUUACCCAGUUAGGGCAUUUAAAGAAAAAACAGAGAAUUCACACAGGAGAGAAACCAUAUCGCUGCUCUGAAUGUGGGAAGAGUUUUAAACUGUCAGGAACCCUGAAAACACACCAGCGAACUCACACAGGAGAUAAACCGUAUCGUUGCUCUGACUGUGGGAAGAGUUGCAGUCAGUCAGAACACCUUGUUUCACACCAGCGAACUCACACAGGAGAGAAACCAUAUCAUUGCUCUGACUGUGGGAAGAGUUUCAAUCACUCAGAAACCCUGAAAACACACCAGCGAACUCACACAGGAGAGAAACCGUAUCACUGCUCUGACUGUGGAAUGAGUUUCAGUCAGUCUGGACACCUUGUUUCACACCAGCGAACUCACACAGGAGAGAAACCAUAUCAUUGCUCUGACUGUGGGAAGAGUUUCAAUCACUCAGGAAACCUGAAAAAACACCAGCGAACUCACACAGGAGAAAAACCAUAUCAUUGCUCUGACUGUGGGAAGAGUUUCAAUCACUCAGGAACCCUGAAAACACACCAGCUAACUCACACAGGAGAGAAACAGUAUCUCUGCUCUGACUGUGGGAAGAGUUUCAAUCACUCAGGAAACCUGGAAAAACACCAGCGAACUCACACAGGAGAGAAACCGUAUCACUGCUCUGACUGUGGGAAGAGUUUCAAUCACUCUGGAAACCUGGGAAAACACCAGCGAACUCACACAGGAGAAAAACCGUAUCACUGCUCUGACUGUGGGAAGAGUUUCAGUCACUCAGGAAACCUGAAAAAACAUCAGCGAACUUUACACAAACUGUAAAGACAAUGUUCAAUGCGACUUUUCACUCAUGAGGAAAAACCAUAAGCUUUGCAUUACGAGUCCCUGUGUAAUUACUGUUUUGUGUAUCACUCUUAAGAGCAUGCAUUUUAAAUGGUUAAAUUGCACUUCAACUCUCUUGCACUGUGAUUGUUAGAAAGUGGGCGGUGACGCGGACACGUCACAAGAGGCUUCUCUGCUGUCAGUUUAACCCGGGCUGUCAGUGCAGUCAGUGCCUGGGAGCGGGAAUAGGCAGAAAGGAAACUAUUCUGCAUCUCAUCUGAUGGACGAGUCAGGAGAAAUCAAUAACUCAGUGUGGGAAAUGAGUUUCAGGAUUUAACAUUUUAAACUUUAUUAACUUGAAAAUAAAUAAAUUGAUGGGAACGAGUAUCCUGACCCUGCUAUAUAGCAUCCCAGAGACAAAACUGCACCAUGCGUACUGGGCAACAGCCUAGAGCAGUGGUUUUCAAACUUUUUAGGCCCCGUACCCCUUUCCAAAAAAUCUAGUCUACUGUGU
Molecule: messenger RNA, 1742 nt
Organism: Polyodon spathula (Mississippi paddlefish)
Lineage: Eukaryota; Metazoa; Chordata; Actinopteri; Acipenseriformes; Polyodontidae
Product: zinc finger protein 180-like
Exons: 3
Coding region: 158-1228 (356 amino acids)
Biological process (GO): regulation of transcription by RNA polymerase II
Molecular function (GO): RNA polymerase II cis-regulatory region sequence-specific DNA binding; DNA-binding transcription factor activity
Source: RefSeq, a predicted model, not a curated record